AUGGAUGUGAUGGAGGAUCAGUUUUGCAGCCGCGCAUUUAGACCCUGUUUGGUUCCAAUAAGUCAGCCAUGGCCACCACAUGCUUGCCGCUGCGUCGAUGGGGAGGGGCCUCCUGGGACUGCAGAACGCCGACAGGGCAGAAAACGCUGGUACUCCUACAAGGCAGGAAACGCCGCCGCCUUGGGCAUCCAGUCGCCGCGCCCAGGGCUUCAGUCGCCGCGCCCAGGCAUCCAGUCGCCGCACCCAGGGCUUCAGUCGCCGCGCCCAGGCCUCCAGUCGCCGGGCGGCGAAGCUCCUACCGGCCAUGGUGGAGACCGGGCGGCGAGCGGAUCCAGGCGGAGGCGAGCGGAUCCGGGCGGCAGCGUGCUGGAUCGGAAGGAUUCCGGCGGGGGCGAGCUCGUGAUGGAGGGCGGCGGCGGCGAGACCUGGGGUGCGCGGUGGGGAGGGAUGGGGUGCGCGGUGGGCGAGUCCUGGGGAAGUAAGGAGGCGGCACGGUUGAAGCGUCAAGGGAGUGAGGAGGCAGCGCAUGGAGCAGAGGAAGACGAUCACGUACAAGGGCAGAGGAAGACGACUGUCGAGGAGACGCAGGACUUAUCCAAGAUGAGUGAUCCAUGUGUAUGCUGCCAGAUCAAGCUAAAGUUUCUAAGCCAGAUCAAUGGCAACAACAUGCAUAGCCUGGUCAUACCAGAGUGGUUUGUGAACCAAUUUGGAGGAAAGAUGUGGAGAACCGUCAAACUAGAGUCCCCUAAUGGUAUUGUCUAUGAUGUUGGAGUUACCGAGUAUAUGAACCGAACAAUUUUGAAGUCUGGAUGGGCAUCAUUUGUUCAUGCCAAUAAAAUAGAAGAAAGUUAUUCAUUGAUGUUUCGUUACCUUGGAAACGCCCGCUUCAAGGUUACACUAUUCGAUUCUAGUGGUAAGCAGAAAGCGUUGUGCUGUACAAGGAUGGGAACUGCUUCUAAUGUUAGAAACCCAAGCACAUUUGAUGUGGAUAAUUCUAGUAGUUCUUAUGGUGGUACUACUCGGUUUUCACCAAGUGAAAGAUCAGAUUCAGAUGAAAGGCAAAAGGAAAGAUCAUAUGGUUAUAAAAAAUCAGCAAAGAUGGCUGCAAUAUCUUAUUCUUCUGAGGAAAUAUCAGCUGAAGACAGUCUAUCUGGAGAUAAUUCGGCGUCGAAAGAUGAUCUACAGAUGCAUUCAAAUAACUAUGUCUUAUCGGGGUGGUGCUAUAUUACAGAGGCACAGAAGGUGAAAAUACAUGCACUUGUAGAGAAGAUUCGACCUAAAAUUCCAGUGCUUGUUCUACAGAUGAAGAAGACCAGCACAAACCUUGGUAAUCUGGUAAUACGUAAGGACUACGCACUCAAGUACUUCCCAUGUGAAGCUACAAAUAUCAUACUCCAGGUGCCCAGGAAGAACCAGAAAUGGAAGGGCAGAUUUAAUGCAGGUCGGCGCACCCUCUAUUUGUACAACUUUGUCCGUGACAACUGUGUUGAAGAGGGAGAUAUCUGCCUCUUUCAGCCAAUACCAAAGGUUAAGGAAGGAAGAUUCACUGUAAUUGUUCAUCUGCUUCACAAAGCGAGCAUUGGUCAUUCCCCUGGUGGAAGAGCAGAUAUGGCACACACGGCUACCGACAGAAAGACAAGUGCAAAGACGGCAUUAACACCCUGUGUUAAGGAGGAGCCAGCUACCGAAGGUGAAGAGAUCUCAUCUUCGGGAUCUGAAGAUCAUGGAGCCUGUGCAAAUUCUGAGGAAGCUUCCGAACUCCCCAUCAUAAUGCCAAACAGACCCAUUUUAACGCCAGCACAGGAGAAGAGAGUGCGAGAGAAAGUGGAAGCCAUUGAUUCAGAAUUGCCGAUUUAUGUCGCGGUCAUGAACAGGACCAAUGUUCGCCAUGGCAUCUCUGGCUGCAUCCUUGUCUUUCACAGGAAGUAUGUGUCAAGGUAUCUAGAAAAGAUUUACACUGGCGGGCAUCACGGAGUGAAGAGCAUGAUCAAUCUGGUGCUUCAGCGGGAGGGGAAGAGCAGGAUGUGGGACACGGAGUUGCGACGCAUGACUGAUCGUACGAUUAUCCAUAAAGGAUGGGCGUCUUUCGCCCGUGACAACCACCUUCGGGAGGGUGACCUCUGCCUCUUCAAGCUAAUGGGGAGCGUGGAGCUGCCAAAGAUGAUGGUGCACAUCAUUCGCCGUGAGAAGUGCUUACAUUGA
This is a messenger RNA of Hordeum vulgare subsp. vulgare (domesticated barley), 2202 nucleotides long. RefSeq names its product B3 domain-containing protein Os03g0620400-like. The coding region runs from base 1 to 2202 and encodes 733 amino acids. The transcript has 10 exons. Lineage: Eukaryota; Viridiplantae; Streptophyta; Magnoliopsida; Poales; Poaceae. The record is from RefSeq and is a predicted model, not a curated record. Gene Ontology annotation, molecular function: DNA binding.